AUUCGCGAAGUAUCGAGCGCCGCGUGCGCAUGUCGACUCGCGCACAGCGAACAAUUAAUUGCUAUAGUUUUGUGUUUUUCCUACAAUGAUUAGACACAUAACCUGCCUCCUGAUCGUCGCGCUGGCUGUCCCCAGCUUCGAGCAGGACGUGCCAAUAUCACCCUGUCCCAAUGUGUUCAUGUACGAACCACUGGGCGCCGAGAAGAACAGGUGGUAUGGUGUCGUCAACCUGUCCACCGAUAGCACUCUCCAUGGGUUAUGGCUGAACAUCGUGCUCGAUGGCAAGGCAGACAUCCUUGGGAAUUGGAUCGGCGACGUCUCGACGUCAGACAACAAGGACUUCAAAGUGGAGAACAGCGACAUGAUGAUUCACCCUGGCCCAGCGGUGGCUGUGCGGUUCUUCGUCCAAUACAACAUACUCAACCCUACCCCCAAGCUUAAGACCAUCAGACUGAAUGGCAGGGAGAUCUGCAAUGCGGAUAUACGCUCACCAGUCACUCCAGACACUAACUGGGCUACGCCGAAGCCCACCAAAGCGCCCACCAGGCCUGUUCCAGACAGAACAACAGAAAGGGUUGUCACGCAGAGACCCGUCACGGAGAGACCUGUGACAGACUGGGCGCAAGAACACCCGGUGUACAGACCACCUUCUGGUGGUAGUCCCAACCCUGUUGAUAUAGCUGGUGGUCAAGACACCUCCAACGGCAUCAAGAUCGUGGAUUGGCCUCCCAGACGUCCAGGAACCACCACGGAAGCAGAUGACAGCCAAGAGAAAGGAGGUGGAGGCUUCGGGGGUGGUCUGCCGGUGGUCUUCGUGCCUGGAAGGCCCACGUCCAGACCUCCGACGUUCGAAGAAGGGAACAACAACAAACAGGUGCAGUGCGGUUCAGUGGUGAAGCAGAACCCUAAAAUCCUGAACCCGCUGAUCGUCAAUGGUGUCCCGACCUACGAAGGCCAGUGGCCCUGGCAAGUGGCCUUAUACCAGACCCAGACAGUGGAUAACAAGUACAUCUGUGGGGGCACCCUGGUGUCGGAUCGCCACAUCGUGACGGCUGCCCACUGCGUCACCCAGAAAGGAUCCAACAGGCUCACCGACAAGAACACACUAACAGUCUACUUGGGUAAACACAACCUGAGGACGUCGGUUGAAGGGGUACAGAUCAGGCUUGUGUCUCAUAUCCACAAGUACCCUGAGUACAACGGCUCGUCGUACCAGAUGGAUCUGGCCAUCCUGGUGCUCCGGGAACCGGUUUUCUUCACCGACUGGGUGCGGCCGGUGUGCCUCUGGCCUGACAGCGACACCAGCCUAAAUACCAUCGUCGGGAAAAGAGGAUCGGUGGUAGGAUGGGGUUUCGACGAGACAGGCGUAGCGACUGAAGAGCUGAGCCUGGUGGAAAUGCCCGUGGUGAAAACCGAGACCUGCAUCAGAUCCUACAGCGAAUUCUUCGUGCAGUUCACCUCGGAGUAUACGUACUGCGCUGGAUAUAGAAACGGAACCUACGAUGAACGAACCGGAAGAAUAACAAGUACAUCGGUGUGCAACGGCGACAGUGGCGGAGGGAUGGUGUUCAAGAUCAACGGGCUCUGGUACCUCAGAGGGCUGGUCUCCCUCUCGGUUGCCAGGCAGAACGAGUACCGCUGUGACCCGUCACAUUACGUCGUGUUCACUGAUAUUGCAAAGUUCUUGCCUUGGAUCAAGGCUCGUCUUAGCGAGUAGGUAGUCUAAGUAAUAAAAUGGUUUGUACAGCCUGAUCGAGCACUGCGCACCUUGCUGGAAUGCGACUCUCCAUCCCACUUACCCGCACACCUCAUUCACCCCGUCCGUACUAAAGCGUUGAUGUGACGUCAUGGCUGCCAGGUGCGCAGUUAACUCUACCGGUUUGAGAGAUAUAGAUAGUUUCAUCUACGAAGACGCGCCCCACCAUUCUUCCGCUAAUGUUUGAGUGUUAUCGAUACACGCUAAAUUAUCCAUAAGUGCACACGCACACUACAAUAAUGACGCUCGGAUUGCUCGGAUCAAACUCCCCGCACCCCGCGCUUCUCUCGACCAAAAAUUAUUCGUGGAUGAAACGACCUAUUCUUAUAGGGUCGGCGAGUCAUGCUCUCUAGCGGGACCACAUGCAACUCUCUAAAAUUGUAUUGGUGUACUUAGUAAGAAUAUUAUGUAAGAAAUAAAAUGUAAACUCGUACUUAUGCAUUUUAAGUUAUAGGAGGUACAAAUUAAGUACAAAUAGCCAGUAUCAAAAUUGCAGCUAUUGAUCAAAUAACGAGGAAUAUUAUGAACAUUAUAAGAACAUUAGUAAUGAUGAACAUUAGUUGAAUGGGAUUUGUUGUGUCAAAAUACAUUGUUUUUACCAUAAAAAGAAGUCACUGUUUAAAAAUCAUUGAGGAAUUUCCUCAAUUUCCUAUUCAUCUAUAAACUUAUACAAGUGCCACAUACUUUAAUAUUUUUUUUACAUUCAUCGCGAAAAACUUAAGAUAUUGUUGGUAGGUUUGUUGUAAAAAUGAUGGAUGGAUAAAAAACCUUAAAUAAGUCUUGUAGUAUAUUUUACAUGUCGUUAUUAGGUGCCUUUUGCCUUAUUUAGCGCCUCUCUUGCCGUAUUAGGCGCCCCUCGCCUAAGUUGGUCAUUCCUUAUAGCCUAGAUGGCGCUGUUAAUAGCAAUAAUUUUUGAGAUUCCUUUUAUAGAAAUAAGACAUUGUGCAGACCAGGUGCUAACAAAAAUCUCUUGACAAUGUGACGUGCAUUAUAGAUUUCCGAUUCGUCGAUUUUAUAACUGUAGCACAACGAACCAAACACGAAUCUACUUUGUUCGAUGCAUUGUCUAGAAGCGCAAGAUUUUUUUUAUUAUUCGCAUAUAAAACUGCGAAUUGUAAUAUGAAAAUUUCACUGAUCAAAAGACUACAUAUGUAUUUUUAGAAAAUUAAAUACUUAAGUUUGAAUCUUGUUUUAUGAUGUACUUACUUAACUCAACAUUAUGCUCAAUUGUGAUAAAUUACUAAUUCUUGACAUUUUCGUAACAUUUUAUAUUAUUGUAUUGACUGGUAAAAAAUAAAUAAUGAUAAUCGUAAAUUGAACAAUUAAAAUUUU
Molecule: messenger RNA, 3088 nt
Organism: Ostrinia nubilalis (European corn borer)
Lineage: Eukaryota; Metazoa; Arthropoda; Insecta; Lepidoptera; Crambidae
Product: serine protease 44-like
Exons: 11
Coding region: 86-1717 (543 amino acids)
Biological process (GO): proteolysis
Molecular function (GO): serine-type endopeptidase activity
Source: RefSeq, a predicted model, not a curated record